Messenger RNA from Drosophila albomicans, 1814 nucleotides. RefSeq names its product pickpocket protein 11. Gene Ontology annotation, cellular component: membrane. The record is from RefSeq and is a predicted model, not a curated record. Gene Ontology annotation, biological process: sodium ion transmembrane transport. Lineage: Eukaryota; Metazoa; Arthropoda; Insecta; Diptera; Drosophilidae. Bases 1 to 1626 code for a protein of 541 amino acids. Gene Ontology annotation, molecular function: ligand-gated sodium channel activity. The transcript has 6 exons.
AUGGCGUUCAAGAAGCGGCACAUCUUUGAUCUACGCGUUGUGCAAUCGCAACAGCAUAUGUCUAAGUCUUUGGAAGGCCACAGGAACAGCAAUAGCACCGCUACCUUCUCAGUGCUCAGUCAUGGCCACAGUCGCCGACGUUUCAAAUAUUAUCAGCUGCGACUUAUUUGGAAUUGGUUCACGGAAAGUCUGCGAAAUUAUUGUCAGACCACAUCGUUGCAUGGCUUUAGCUACAUUACUCGCCAGGAUAUUAGCAGGAAUGAACGUUUCUUUUGGUUGUUUGUUGUCUUGUCUGCCAUUAUUGCCUCCAUAUCUCUGGUAUUAGUUUCACUGUAUGCGAAUCGUGAGACGCCAACGGUGACUGUCAUCGAGAGUUCGCAUUUUCCCACCUGGAAUAUUCCCUUUCCGGCUGUAACGAUUUGCAAUUUCAACAAGAUUUCGAAGACCAAAGCUUUAAACUUGAUGCGAAAUAUGCAACUGCCACCCAACGUCACUAAUGAGCAUUUGCAGCAACUUUUUAACCUAACGCUACUCCCAGUGGGCAACACCAUUAGCAACGAUUCCCUACAGAUCUACGAUAAUAUUUUAAACAUGAAUAAUAUUACUCUCACGGAGCUGAGCAAACAACUCUCACCCGACUGCCUGGAGAUGAUCUCUCGUUGCAUCUGGAAGGGCAUCAACACACGAUGCGAGAGUCUCUUUCAACGCAUUAUGACACUGGAGGGCACUUGUUGCAGCUUCAACUACUUUGCUGCAUUGACCAAUAAUUUUCCAACAAAGAUUGCUUACCAGGUGCCCAAGCGUCCGUAUCGGGUGACGGGGUGUGGCUAUCCGACUGGACUUUCCGUGCUCCUUGAUCCCAUGGUCGCCGAUUAUUAUGGCACAUUCUUUAGCGGCUUUGGUUUUCGCCUGCUCAUCCACAAUUCGCAUAAUUUUCCCGAUGAGAACGCAGAGUCCAAAGUGGUAACCUCCACGCGAGAAAGUUUCGUGCGCAUCAAUCCAGAAUCGACAUAUGCCACUAGGGAUAUACAGCGCAUGGACUUGAAGUGGAGGAACUGCCUCUUUGGCAACGAGCGUAAGCUAGAUGGACUCAGACGAUACUCGUUCAUCAACUGCAUGUUCGAGUGCAGAAUGAGAAUGACUCUGGAGAUCUGCGGCUGCCUUCCCGCCUAUGUGGCCAACAAUGGCACUUUCAAGGUGUGCGGAGUUCUUCAUUUAAACUGCAUUAUUGAGAGCAAACGUCUCUAUUCUCGUGCCUUGGCGAACCUGGGCGCGUCGCUCUCCAGAGUUCGUCGUACAACCAGUUUUCCCUGUGAUUGUCUCCCUGAUUGUGAGUCCAAUUUGUAUGUGUCCGAGAGUACCAUGGGCCGAUUAGAGGUUAAUUACUCCAGCAGAAGAAGUAGCAGCUCCAGUCAAACAGAUAGCAUUUUGGUUCAUGUAUUCUUCAGCGACCUGAUGUCCACUCGAUACCGCAUGGAAAUAUUUCAGAACUGGCUAUCGGCACUAGCUUCAUUUGGGGGCCUGUUGGGUCUUAUUCUUGGCUUCAGCAUUGUCACUGCCUUCGAAUUUGUUUACUUCCUUACAUUUCGUCCUAUUUUCAAUUACAUCAACCGUGAUAGAGACUAAAUUUCAAAUAAUCUCAAUCAAUACAGUUCACUGUAGAUUACGUGAAUGCCUUACUAUAAUCAAUAAUGGGAAAUUUCGCAAUGCACAAAAUGGUUUUGCCCAAGAAUCAAGACACGUACUCGAAGUUAAUCUGCUGUAAAUUUCUUUUAAUAAAUUUAUUAUACUCCAGCAAAUUGUAUUUAUAACGA